CAGGACGGCACGGCAGCGAGCACACCCACCCAGUCAGAGCCAGCCUCUCAGUCUAGUGCCACCGGCCUUGACACCAAGUGAAGUGACGCCAGGUCAGGUCAGUGCAACAAUCUUUCAAAAGUCCACCGCACUUGCAGUCCGCAGAACCUCUGAUCCAGGAAAUCCGUGCUCCAUCACUCGACUUAUCUUGCGUAGGAAAACGGCGCUUACUAGAGUCUUCUAAUAUGGCACUCGUCGAGAGAACUUAUUUAACACCGGGAACCGACGAUUUCCAAGCGGUUUCGAACUUGUUCAUCAGCGGUCUCAGCCACCACAUUAUUCAAUCUAUCGAAAAAGUCCAAAAUUAUGAACUUGAACAAAAAUUCAAGCAGAGGAAGGAUCAGUAUGAAAAUACUUAUGGACAAGUGAGGGUUGUUAAGCUAUGGCACGGCACAAAGAAGCGAAACGUCGACUCCAUUCUACGAGAAAAUUUUGACGUCUCCCGUCACGGACAAAACCGUGGCACGAGGUUCGGUGCAGGAGUGUCCUUUUCGGCAUUCUCGAGGUACGCCUACCACUUCUGCGAUCAGGGCGAGGAGGGCUGCAUGCUGCUGUGCGAGGUCCUGGUGAGCAACAUCACCCAGGUGCCUGAGAACAAGAGCCGGCUCUUCGCCUUGCAGGAGCCGCCGCUCAUUCCCGGCCGCUUCCCGCUGCGCUACGAUACGACGGCCAAGAACAAGGACACCAUGGACGUGAUUGUGAAGUUCGACUCCGACUCCUUCCGUCCGACGCACAUUGUGCAUUUUAAGAAGAAAGCUGCUAACCUCAGCAUCCCAAGGGCGGGGGUGAGGGCAGCUACCGCACGCGCGACAACCUUCGUCGAUCUUCUUAACGCCAUGCGUGUCCAGGAUGUAGAAGACGAUGUUGCUUCGAGCGAUCUUUAUGACGCUUUGCGUGACCAGGCUGAAAAAGACGAUGCUGCUUCGAGCGAUCUUUAUGACGCUAUGCGUGACCAGGCUGAAAGAGACGAAGUUGCUUCGAGCGAUUUUUAUGAUGCUUUGCGUGACCAGGCUGAAAGAGACGAAGUUGCUCGCGAUGUUGCUUCGAGCGAUCUUUAUGACGCUUUGCGUGACCAGGCUGAAGAAGACGAUGCUGCUUCGAGCGAUUUUUAUGAUGCUUUGCGUGACCAGGCUGAAAGAGACGAAGUUGCUUGGGGCGAUUUUGAUGAAUAUUGCUUGGGACUAUUUUGAUGAGGCUAUGUGUCACUUUGAUCUGCUUGGAUGAAUAAGACAAUGCUGCUGCUGGCGAUCUUAAUUGCGAAGUAGGUGAUUGUUGUAUUCAGUGAUGACAUUGGCCGACCUAAACGGUGUACUAAUUUUAAAAUAGACAAGUUUUUUUUUGCAUUGCUCA
Messenger RNA from Frankliniella occidentalis (western flower thrips), 1389 nucleotides. RefSeq names its product protein mono-ADP-ribosyltransferase PARP12-like. The record is from RefSeq and is a predicted model, not a curated record. Gene Ontology annotation, molecular function: NAD+ poly-ADP-ribosyltransferase activity. NCBI's taxonomy places the organism in Eukaryota, Metazoa, Arthropoda, Insecta, Thysanoptera, Thripidae. Bases 225 to 1229 code for a protein of 334 amino acids. The transcript has 4 exons.